CUCCGGUCCCUCCUCUGACACCCUUGGGACGAAGAAGCGGAAGAAGAGAAUCCUCUCCGCGCCGCCGCCGUGUUGUGCUUCUGUCCGCCUGUCUUCUCUGCUGCAGAAUCCCGGGUUGGGAAGCGUUGCUGUCUGUGUUUACAUCCGACCCCCGAGUUCUUAACAAACACAGGACGGACGUAAACAUCCUGUGGGUGGGGGUGGGAAAUGGAGUCUCACGGCAAAGACGAUCUGAAGGGACCGGUGCUGCACAUCGUUGUGGUUGGAUUCCACCACAAAAAGGGCUGUCAGGUUGAGUUCUCGUACCCGCCGUUGAUGCCAGACGAGGGCCAUGACAGUAACCUGCUGCCGGAGGAGUGGAGGUACCUGCCUUUCCUGGCUCUCCCUGACGGAGCGCACAACUUCCAGGAAGACACUGUGUAUUUUCACCUGCCGCCACUAAAUGAAGACAUGAAGUGUGUCUACGGUGUUUCCUGCUAUCGCCAAAUAGAAGCAAAGGCCCUGAAGGUCCGACUGGCUGACGUCACCAGGGAGACGGUUCAAAAGAGCGUCUGCGUUCUCAGUCGAGUGCCCCUCUACGGUCUGCUCCAAGCUAAACUACAGCUCAUCACACACGCCUACUUCGAGGAGAAAGACUUCUCGCAGAUCUCGAUUUUAAAGGAACUGUACGAGCACAUGAACGGCUCUCUGAGGGGCUCGGCUCUGGAGGGAUCGCAGGUUUAUCUAGGUUUAUCACCGAGAGAUUUAAUACUGCACUUUCGACACAAGAUUCUCAUCCUCUUCAAGCUCAUUCUGCUGGAGAAGAAGGUCCUGUUCUACGUGUCUCCUGUCAACAGACUAGUAGGAGCUCUGAUGACAGUUUUAUCACUGUUUCCAGGUAUGAUCGAGCACGGCCUGGUGGACUCGUCCCACUACCGGCCGAAGAGCAGCGUGACGGAGGACCCGAGUCUGGCGGAGAGCGUCUCCGGAGCCGAGGAGUUCGUCUCCGUGUCCGUCAGCGACGUCGCCGGCACCAAGCUGGGGACGAGGGUGGGGGAGACCGCCCAGCCGGCCGCGGGGUCUCCCUCCUCCGGGAACAGCACCGAGGGGGACAACCACCUCCUCAAACCCCCGUCGCGCACCUCUCCAGAGUCCUCGGAGAGCGACUGGGAGACUCUGGACCCCAGCGUGUUGGAAGACAGUCCCAAAGAGGCCGCCGAGGGGAACGAGACGCAGCUCCUGGACGCCUUCGACUCCAAGCCGGGCACGCCCAUCACCGUGCAGCCCCAGUCAGGCAGCGGGCAGGGAGGGGUGGUCCAGGGCCUGGUGUCUGGUCUGGAGGAGGAUCAGUACGGCCUGCCCCUCCCCAUCUUCACUAAGGGUUACCUGUGUCUGCCCUACAUGGCCCUGCAGCAGCAUCACCUCCUCUCCGACGUGACGGUGCGUGGCUUCGUUGCCGGGGCGACCAACAUCCUCUUCCGUCAGCAGAGGCACCUCAGUGAUGCUAUUGUUGAGGUGGAAGAAGCUGGCGUCCACAUCCAGGACCCCGAGCUCCGUAAGAUCCUGAGCCUGACGACGGCGGACCUACGUUUCGCCGACUACCUGGUCAAACACGUGACCGAGAACCGCGACGACGUUUUCCUGGACGGGACGGGCUGGGAGGGUGGAGACGAGUGGAUCCGAGCCCAGUUCACCCUCUACCUCCACUCCUUACUGUCCUCCGCGUUACAGCAAGAUAACGAGCGGCUCCUGGCGGAUUACGGCGCGCCUUUCGUCGCAGCCUGGAAGAUCACCCACAACUACCGCGUGUGGUACAGCAACAAGCAUCCCGCCAUGGCCGCCAUCACCCCGGGACACCCGUUCCAGGGCCAGUACAGUGUUGCUGAUGUGAAACUACGACUCUCACACUCGGUGCAGAACAGCGAGCGAGGGAAGAAGAUCGGAAACGCCAUGAUGACCACCAGUCGCAGCGUGGUCCAGACGGGGAAGGCAGUGGGUCAGUCCGUGGGCGGAGCGUUGACUAGCGCCAAGUCGGCCAUGUCCUCCUGGUUCUCCACCCUGGCCCAGCCUGCAGGCGUCACCCCCCAGGAGUAUCCGGAGCCCGCCACAGAGGUCCAUCCCUGAAACCAAACCCACUGGUCCUCUGUCUCUGUCCUCGUCCUCUGAGGGUAAGAGAGCUGCUUUUAUGAAGGAGGAAUAAAUGGUCAUCUCCAGAAACGGGUUUUUACGUCUGAACCACGAAGGCUGACAUCCUCGUUGUAUGGCGACGCUAUUCCGGACAGGAAGGCACGCGCUGCGGUUCUACUAACUGUACAGUCCAUAUCCACUGUGAGGCAGAGACUGCCAGCGCUUUGAAUCAAAAACCCAGAAAUUUCCGCAGGCCGUGUCCGGCCCCUCUGUUUUUAUCGCUGGAUGCUUUUCCUGUGAGACACUAAAGAUGCUGUUGUAGGGGUUUGCGGUGUUCAUUCUUUUGCUGCAUAUUUCUAGAGUUUGUCUAUAUAGCUGCCUGACAUAUUUUGCUGACAGAGGAAUUAUGGUAAAACAUCCGUGUCGCAGGAUUUGACAGAACAGCGUGAGCUGUGGCACCUUGAAGAUUUCUAACGGUUUAGAUUUUAAAUUCAUUCUGGCUCAUGUUCGGUGACGUCUCUGUGAGAGGCAAAGUCCCUCCGCUUCCGUUGGCCCUCACGGGACCUUAUUUCGGAAGAAAUAUAUACGGUUGUCGACGACGAGAGACAAAUCUCUUCUUUUUUUUGUCCCUUUUGAACAGUACGGAGCCCUGGAGGUUUCUCGUGCGCACCAGAAACUUUCUCAUGACCACACGAAAGCCCCUUUCUGUCAUUUCCACGCAUGAAAACAGCAGCCAAAUGUCCCUUCAGGGGCUCCGUAGAAUUGUGCCAUGAAUUUAAAAGAUACUUUUGCAAGUCAAGAAAGUUGCAGUUUGUUGUAGUACCAAUUCGUUUUGUGUGAAACCGCUCUGUCAACUACAUCUCUCGUCCCGCCUGCUCAAUAUACAUCACUUUGCUUGCUAGCUAGCUAGCUAGGUACCUAAGCUAUGCUCCACACACAAAUAUAACAUUAUCUUACUUUAUGUGUUUUAUCCAGCAAUUUUUUAUCGAACAAGCAAGAUCCAUUGCUAGUGUGAGUAACGUAACAUCCCAGUACCAAACACACAGGCGUCGUAGCUUCAGCGAGACGUCACUUAUGCGACUAUGUGGUGAUUAGUCUUUCAAAUAAGUCUUAUGUUUCAAAGAUUUACAACAAACUGAGACUUUCUUGACUUGCAAAAUUACCUUUUGAAUUGACAAACCUAUGUGUAAUUCAUGGCACAAUUCAAACAGGAUCAAAACAUUAUUUGUUUCUCGCUGUUUACUACUGUACGUAUUCUUUUCUCAAAUAAGGUCCCAUGGUGGUUUGCGUCUUUAUGGUGGUUGUUGUGGUAACAGCAUGCAUUCCUGAGUAAAAACACACAUGUAGACUGACUAGCUAAAGAACUAACAGUUAUUUAUAUUAUUGAUCAAUUUGUUGAUAAUAAUUAUGAUUAUUAGGUUGCAAAUGUCAGAAAAUAGUGAAAAUGUCCACAACCAUUUCCAAAUAUGACAAAAUAUAUUAAUAAAAAAUAUUUUUAGCUAAUUCAUUUAAAUUGAGUGUAACAGAGAUAGAACACUUCAUACUUUUCCUUUAACCUCCAAACAGUUAUAUAAUAAUAUAAUAUAAUAGUAAUAGUAGCUAAAGCUUUUUAGCUAGCAAAAAACAAUAACUUAGCUAGCUAAUGCUACUUUGAAGUAUUUUUGUUAGGUUUGUUUGACAUAGUGAGCAUUAAAUCAUACACAUUUACAAAAUGGCCAUGAUUUAUGUCCAAUGUGAUCUUUAAUGAAGAGAAUAGAAAAGAAUAUAAUGUUAUGUUAAGAUAUUAGCAUGGUGCCUGUAAACUUCCAAAUAGUGUUAGCUAGCUAACUUUGUUAGCAUUGGCUUGCUGGCUAAAACGCGUUAGCUACUGUUUCAAGCGUUAUACUACAAACCUAUGCUGUACAGAAUAUGGUGUAAAGAGGAUCUUUGUUACCAUUAACUGCACUGGCUGCUGUAGUUUCAUUACGAACGUUAGCUUUAGCAAGGUAGCUAGCUGAAAAUGCUGGCACUCGGUGUGUUUAGCCAUCACUGUUUUCAGCUAAGCUAGCUAGCCACACAGUGUAAUGAAAUGUGAAAAUUAAAGUAGAUAAUUGAUUAAAUAUGUGCCAAAAAUAAGAAAGAAAUCCAGCAGUUAAAAGAUAAAAUUAACUAAUUAAGUUUUUGUUUUAUCAAGUUGUUUGUGGGUUAAAAGCUUUUUGAUAUUUUUUACCAACUGAUUGUAGCUUUAAGGGUUUAUAUUUCUUUUUACACUAUAUUUUAAAUAUCUAACUAAUCGUUGUUUGCACAAAACAGAGAAUGUUUGGCAUUUUUCUUGAUAAAUAAUUAAUCCAUUCCCAAAACUUGGAAAUCAAACAACUAAUUGGUUAUUUGAUGAAUGAUUUCAGCUCUAAACUUAAAUUACAUUUCCUGUUAAAUGCGUUUUUUUUUCUCCGCAUCUGUGACAAAUACAGAACACCACACAAACAUAAUUACAAAAUCUGAAUGCUGUUACUGCAGUAACCACAAUGUUAUUACAUAAAUCCUUGUGUACCUAAUGCCUGAUAUUGUGCCCUGAUAAACGUGAUGAAAACCUCUCUUAACUAUGAAGGAACCUGCAACCAGCUUUGUGUUUGACGGGGUGUUAUUAACCCUCACCCAGGCCUUUUUAUACUAUAUAUAUUGGGAGAACUAUAUUUAGUAAAUCUGAAGAUAGUUUUAAGUCAGAUAACUUAUUUAUUUGUUGUGUAAAAAAAUCAUAAAUAUCCAUGUUUUGUCAUUACAACACUGGAACAAGUCCUAAUCCGUGGACCACUGUGUGUAUUUGCACAAAGCAGCCAUAAUAUUCUAUUUAUAUGAAUCUUUAUCGAACUGUAAUUUUGAGUUGCUUACAGAAUAAUUUCCCUCCAUGUUUCAAAUAUUCAACACGUUGGAUUUCAAGUGGUCCAGUGAGCAUGCUCUGUCCAGUCCAGUUUUACAGCUGUAAUGAGAGUCAUCCUUCUGUCUUUAAAACUCUUUUAAUGUUUCUAUUGUCUUCGUUUCUUCAUGCUUUUAAACCUUCUUUGACCAUUGAGUCAUUUCGGGAAUUUCCUUUUGAUUUCUGGAUUAAGUUUAAGAAGAUAUCAGCUGUUAAAAGCUGCUUUUCGUUUCUUUUUUUUAUGAUAGAUUUUCAUUUUGUAUUUAACAGAUAUGAAUGUAAUGUGAUUUGACAUUCACAGAAUAUUUUCUUGACAGAUGCUUUUAAUGUAUUUCAGAAGUGAUACUAUACUAUAUUGCUGUAUUAAAUAAAAUAAUAAAAAUG
This is a messenger RNA of Perca flavescens (yellow perch), 5383 nucleotides long. It is a transcript of the gene avl9, whose product is annotated as AVL9 homolog (S. cerevisiase). The record is from RefSeq and is a predicted model, not a curated record. The transcript is spliced from 16 exons. Gene Ontology annotation, cellular component: cytoplasm. The coding region runs from base 208 to 2103 and encodes 631 amino acids. NCBI's taxonomy places the organism in Eukaryota, Metazoa, Chordata, Actinopteri, Perciformes, Percidae.